This is a messenger RNA of Cinclus cinclus, 504 nucleotides long. RefSeq names its product phospholipase A and acyltransferase 1-like. Gene Ontology annotation, molecular function: glycerophospholipid phospholipase A1 activity; A2-type glycerophospholipase activity. NCBI's taxonomy places the organism in Eukaryota, Metazoa, Chordata, Aves, Passeriformes, Cinclidae. Gene Ontology annotation, biological process: N-acylphosphatidylethanolamine metabolic process. Gene Ontology annotation, cellular component: cytoplasm. Bases 1 to 504 code for a protein of 167 amino acids. The record is from RefSeq and is a predicted model, not a curated record. The transcript has 3 exons.
AUGGCAGAUGGCGGCUGCCACCCCCAGCCCGGGGACUUGAUCGAGAUCGACAGGCGUGUUUACCAGCACUGGGCUCUCUACCUGGGGGAUGGAUAUGUCAUCAACGUGACACCUGUAGAUGAAGGAGCCCCAUCCCUGUCAGUGAGCACCACAUCAAUAUUCACCAGAAAGGCCAAAGUGAAGAAGCAGCUCCUGAAAGAGGUGGUGGGAAAUCAUACAUGGCGUGUCAACAACAAGUAUGACUGCUCCCGCAGUCCUCGCCCUGUGAAGGAGAUUAUCCGGAGAGCUGAGCAAUGGAUUGACAGGGAAGUGCCAUAUGAUGUGCUUGGCAGCAACUGUGAGCAUUUUGUGACAGAGCUCCGCUAUGGAGAGGCAGUCUCUGAGCAGGUCACAAGAGUUGUUAUCGGUGCUGCGGCAACUGUAGCAGGGAUCGUUCUUGCUGGUCUUGCUGCCGCUGUUCUGAAGGGCUUCUCGGGUAAAUCCAGUAAGGAGAGAAACUGCUAG